AUCAUUGCGCUUGUUUGCCUGAGCGGGUGUGUUUGAUUCUAGUGGGCUUUGCAAAUGGUACUGAAGUUUUCGAACCCUGCCGAAUUUACAACAGCAAUGACUGGACCUAAUGCUUUGAAGAUGGAUGUAAAUAUAGUUAUGUUGGGCACAGAUAACGUUGGGAAAUCUGCGCUUACGGUCCGUUUCCUGACCAGGAGAUUUAUCGGAGAAUACGGAGAUAUCGAAUCCAUCUACAGUCAUAAUGUUAUUGUGGACGGAAAGGAGAUUGCCUUUGGUAUCUGGGACUCCCCGUAUUCGCAGGAGCGGCUCAGCGAGAGCUCGGCGCAGGAGAAGCAGACGCAGUGGGCCGACGGCUUCGUCCUGGUGUACAGCAUCUGCGACCGGGCCAGCUUCAACGCCGUGGCCAAGCUGGUCCAGCGCGUCAGGGCCGCCCGGGACUGCGCCGGCGCGGAGAGGACGCCCAUCGUCAUCGUGGGCAACAAGCGGGACCUGCACCACCGGCGGACAGUGACCAGCGAGGAGGGCCGGCUGCUGGCGCUCACCACGGACUGCCAGUUCUACGAGGUGUCGGCGGCCGAGAACUACCACGGAGUGCUGAUGGUGUUCCACGGCCUGGCCGACCGAAUCCGGGAGGCCCGGUCGGCCGCCAAGAAGCCGGCGGGCAUCAAGGGCAUCGUGAAGAGCAUGUCGGCCGUCUUCACCCGCAAGCGGACCGACUCGCUGUGAGGGGCCGGCCGCACCCGCCAGGAGGAGCAGAAGAAGAAGAAGAAGGGGGAAGACCCGCACACACACACAUACACGCACGCACACGUAAACACACACGGUCGCGCACGUGUAGGCGCGGGACCCGGUCUGGCCCGCUCCAGCCAAUCGGCCCCUUGAAGCCGCUCUCGCUCUCGCUUUGGAGCGCCGCCGGGCUCCCCCGGUUUCGUCGCCGGAGACGGAAACGGAAACCUUACGAGAGGCGGGAGGAGGGCGCGGCCACUUCUGCGAGCCAGGAGAAAGGCCUAGGUGGGGGGGGGGACGAAGAAUACUCUCCCUCCCCCCCGGUGUUCGGUUUUACCGUCAUGGCAACUGUCGAUUAACAGAACUCUGGUUGCUUAAGCUGUAAAAAGGCGAAAAGGAGACGUUUUUCUUUUAAGUUAUUCAUAGGGAACCAAUUAAGCUGCCGCCAUGCUAUCGGCUUCUGUGCUCUGUGUAUUACGAACGGACGGCGCUAUGACAACAGCCUGUACAGCGUGUUCUCUUCUGCUCUGUUUUGUGGUCCCCUACGUGGCUAAAUGCCUGCUGACAGCAAACUAAACAUAAACCUGUAUGAUGUUCAUAAAGCUGCUCCACUGUGGCUGUGUAGCCUAACGAACAUUCUGGACACCACCCAAGCCAGCAAAAUCCAAGGAGAGGACGAACACGCCAUUUUGAUAUGGUUUUUGGACUCAAUGAUUUGAUUUGAUUUGAUUUGAUUUGAUUUGGCCAUCAGUAAGCUGUCAAAAUACGGAUUCAGAAUGUUCCACGGACGUCGACGAAUGACCUCCCUCGAACCGCAGGGUUGGAGGAGGCCCGAAUAAAGGCCGCCUGUUGGGAGCGCGGCCGCGAUCCUCCACGUGCCCCCGCCCCCACGCACGGUGAGGCGGAGAAGACGCGGAGGCACGUGUGACUAGCGACGGCACCGUUUCUCACUUCAGGCGCGGGCUGCCUCCCAGCCCUCUGACGCACUCGCUCUUUAUAUAGCUUUCAGGUGCCAUCGAGGCUCCUGCUACCUGUCAGAAUAAAACCCUGCAUCUCGCCGCGUCUGUCUCCUUCAGUUUAACAGCACUCAGGAUCCGUACGCCGCACAAAAGACUUCCUGCCGGUUGUUUUUCUCUUUGUCGUGGUUCCCAGUAGCGUGAAAACUGACUGUCGAAAGAGCUUGCCUUAAAAAUAAUUACUCGCAAGAUUAGUACACCAUGCAGCUCUGACAUCUUUGUAAACUUUAGAUACGUGAAAAUUCUGAAAACAAUUUUGUUACCGUUUUGCCAUCCUUAUUUGUCACUGUUGUGAUAGGGUGAAGGCCAGCUUACUAAAGCAUAUGAAUGUCUAUAAACCUGAUGUAUUUGUACAUACUGAACUAUACUAAAUGUAAAUAUUGGUGAUAUUUGAAUUUAAAAUGUCAUGUCAUUGAAUAAAUCAGUGUGGAGUAAA
Molecule: messenger RNA, 2178 nt
Organism: Anguilla anguilla (European eel)
Lineage: Eukaryota; Metazoa; Chordata; Actinopteri; Anguilliformes; Anguillidae
Product: ras-related and estrogen-regulated growth inhibitor-like protein
Exons: 4
Coding region: 55-726 (223 amino acids)
Molecular function (GO): GTP binding; GTPase activity
Source: RefSeq, a predicted model, not a curated record